This is a messenger RNA of Cladophialophora psammophila CBS 110553, 1119 nucleotides long. RefSeq lists its product as uncharacterized. The record is from RefSeq and is a predicted model, not a curated record. Gene Ontology annotation, molecular function: protein-folding chaperone binding; misfolded protein binding. Gene Ontology annotation, cellular component: endoplasmic reticulum. The transcript has a single exon. Lineage: Eukaryota; Fungi; Ascomycota; Eurotiomycetes; Chaetothyriales; Herpotrichiellaceae. Bases 1 to 1119 code for a protein of 372 amino acids.
AUGACAGACUAUUACUCCGUGCUUGGUGUCUCUCGCGAUGCUACCCAUCAACAGAUCAAAGCAGCAUACAACAAGCUAAUUCUCCAAGCCCACCCUGAUAAAGGUGGAUCUCAGCCAAAGUUCAUUCAAAUUCAGGCUGCAUGGGAAGUCCUCAGAGAACCUGCCGCCCGCGCAAUCUAUGAUGAAGGCCACAACGCAACCAACCAGAAACCCAAGAAAUCUCAACCACAUGGCAAAGCUCAGAACGCUCAAGGGGGUCAAUUUCCACGCGAUCAGUCCCAUGGCGCCUCAGACGACGACAUUCCCAUGCCGGGUGGCGGUUCCUCUCAAACGUCGAACGACAACCACAGAUUCGGCUCCGGCUCAAGACCUAACGGCAAUUCCUGGACUGGCUAUCGUGAGUCUGCUACAGGAUCCGCGUAUACCGACUGUUAUGGCGCGUCUGCUGGCGCAGCAAACGACAACGACACGAAGCCGAGAGCUCCUCGCACCUCAACGCCAGAAGAUACUUCACACCACCGAUCUCGCAAUGAGCGGUCCAACUACCGAGAAUCCUACCGCCAGCCGAGACCUCGAGGCUAUCAUGCUUCUCCUCCGCCCCCUACCGCGCCAGCCGAACUCAAUCUAGAGACUGUCAAUGCCCUUGUCAACAAAGCAUCUCGAAACCUCAUUCAGUACAAACAUCUCCUCGGCAUGCUGCGCUCAUCUACCAAAGCUCGUCCGCUUUCGCCAGAAAUUCAGAUCAAACUGGAGCAUGUACAUGGUUUCUUACAGAAUCGUGUGUUGAAAUUAAAUCAAAAAGUCAAUGAUGUCAACAUGUACAACCUCAACCUCAAGACCACAUCAGAGAUGACGGACUCAUUCUUUGUGCCUCUGUGGGAGCUCACCGUCAAUGACGACAAUGAGACGCUGUCGGACCUGGGCACGUCAAUGUCAAGGGUGAUGGCGGAUACCGAUGGAUUCAUGCGGAACAAGAUGGGGUUGAAGGCACGUGGCCUUGAAGCCAGCGAGGAUGACAAAGCCACCCAAGGCUUGAGAGCGAGUACUGAAGCGCUGGAGAGACUAUUGACCAAGGUGCUCCUCACAGCGCCGGGGGUUGCGCCACCCAGGUCCUGUUGA